This is a messenger RNA of Helianthus annuus (common sunflower), 580 nucleotides long. RefSeq lists its product as uncharacterized. Lineage: Eukaryota; Viridiplantae; Streptophyta; Magnoliopsida; Asterales; Asteraceae. The transcript has 2 exons. Bases 93 to 380 code for a protein of 95 amino acids. The record is from RefSeq and is a predicted model, not a curated record.
UAUAUAAAAAAAAUAAUAACAAAAAUGGUGGGUAUAAAAGAGGGUGGAAUGUUGAUCCUGAAUGAGAUCAAAGUUGUUCCUUGCAAGAUAAGAUGUCUGCAGCAAUUGGAAGAGGAGCUCAAAACAUGCAUACAGUCUAUAUCAAACCAGCAUUAAGAAAGGCAUAUCAUAGAAAGAGUGGAGGUUCGGAUACUACAAGGUUGAACCAUGAUGAAUCUAGGAACAAGAACUUGUGCGGCGGGUCUCCUUCAGAUACCCAUGUUUGGGUCCCAGACAGUCGUACCGGAAUCUAUUAUCCAAAGGGACAAGAAAAAGUAAUCGAAGAUGUUCCUUCUCAUGCUGCCAAGGAUUGCACGGUUAAUUGGUUUUCUAUGCCGUAAAAUAUGUUUACGAUUCGUACUUGAUCAAUCGGUAUGAUGGAGUUUGCUAAAUGUGACCAUAAGACAUGUUCUUUUCUUGCUACAAUAACUUGAAAUGCAACUACUUUGUUUUGGUUGAAAUCCUAUAUUGUCCUGUUUGGAUAAAAAGGUUUUUAAAAAAAUUCUAAAUAAAGAAUACAAAACAAAUUAUUCCACUCAAA